Capronia epimyces CBS 606.96 is the source of this 927-nucleotide messenger RNA. RefSeq lists its product as uncharacterized. NCBI's taxonomy places the organism in Eukaryota, Fungi, Ascomycota, Eurotiomycetes, Chaetothyriales, Herpotrichiellaceae. The transcript has a single exon. The coding region runs from base 1 to 927 and encodes 308 amino acids. The record is from RefSeq and is a predicted model, not a curated record.
AUGCCAUUAUGUUUCGGCGGCGACGACAAAGAGCCCGAGGACGAAUACGAUCCCCUCCCUCUCGGUCUCCGAUGGCGCAUGCACUUUGGCAAGAAAGAGACCGACCCCAACACUGGUGAAGCGGUCCUGCGUCUGAGCAGUACCAAACUCCUCAAGACGCACUGUGCCAACACCGAGUACCAAGCCUUGAGGCUGAUCGACCGCCAUACUUCGGUGCCUACGUACAAAGUUUUGGCGGUCUAUAAUAGACCCGAGGGCAAAUUGGUCGAAUACGAAGGAUGCACAGGAAAACCGCUGCAGGAUGUCUGGCCCGGCAUGCCUGCGCAUCAGAAGAACAAGGUCGUGGCAGACCUCAGUCGGUUUGUGGAGCAACUGAGGAAAAUGCAACCACCCAAGCUUUGUGUUGUUGGUGAUGUCACGCUGGGGGCUGCGUUGGACUACCGAUUCGGGUCAGGCAGGGUAGGCCCGUUCUUCUCGAUCAAGGCAUUUCAUGAUUUUGUCAGGAGAGGGCAUCCGCCUCAUGACUUCUCCGAGAAGGAAAUCCAACUUGUGCAUGACCCGAAGAAGGAAUAUCAGCUCAAGUUUACCCACGCCAAUUUUUGUCCCAAGAACAUUCUCAUUGACGACGCGGGGAGAGUAUGUGCCUUGAUAGGAUGGGAAUCCUCUGGCUGGUAUCCCGAGUACUGGGAGUAUACUCAGAUGUGCCAUCUAACACCCAAAACGAUGGGGGACUGGCUAGAUGCCAUGCGCAAUGUCAUGCCUCGAUACGACCAAGAGCUGGCGUGCGAGGAGGCCUUGCGGUCGCAUUAUUGUGGGUCGAUCUACGAUGCUCCGAGAAGUGUGAGGGCUCCCAGUCCUAGCCCGAGUGAGUUGCAUGCAGAGCAACAGGAAAUCAACGACAAGAAUACAGACAGCACAAGUGGAUAA